Durotheca rogersii is the source of this 3349-nucleotide messenger RNA. RefSeq lists its product as uncharacterized. Bases 922 to 1602 code for a protein of 226 amino acids. The transcript has a single exon. NCBI's taxonomy places the organism in Eukaryota, Fungi, Ascomycota, Sordariomycetes, Xylariales, Xylariaceae. The record is from RefSeq and is a predicted model, not a curated record.
GUUGGGAAUAUUUAUGGAGAUGAAUUUAAAAAGAUUGAUAUUGGUGAAUACAGAAAUGGUCGUAUGAGAGAUUUACUUAAUGAUAAUAAGGACUUAUUCGAGGAAUAUGCUUUAAAAGAUUCUCUAAUAACCCUUAAACACGCUAGUACAAUGGAAGAAUUUAAUCUAAGUGUUAAUAAGAUAGGGGUUCCUCUAACAUUAUCUGGUAUAGGAAGGUCUUAUGUGAUUAAAGAAUGAAAAUCCGAGUCUUAUAAAGGUUAUCAGGUACGUAGUGAUAUUGUGUUAGGUAAUUUAAUGAAUAGGAUAACAUCUAAAGAUGCUAGAGGUACACCUUUGUCAAAGUAUUUAAUAGGGUUUAUAGCAGGUUAUAGGGGAGGUCGUAAUGAGUCUAUGAUGUAUGGCGUGGAUGUUAUUAACGACGAAGAGGAGCGUUGUUGAUAUGAUUAUGAUUUAACAAGCGCAUAUACAACGGUAAUGUCUAUUCUAGGUCAUCCCGAUGUAAAUAAAUCAAAACGAAUCACUGAUAAGAACGUUAGAGAAUUAAAUGACGAAGAUUUGUUAUUAAAUUAUAUAGUUGUAGACGUAGAUUUCGAAUUUCCUAUAGACACUAAGUAUCCUUCCAUACCCUGUAGUGUUGAUAAUGACGUAGAUAUUUAUCCUCUAAAAGGAAGUAGUGUUAUUACGGGUUGUGAAUAUCUAGUAGCAAAAUCUAUGGGGUGUAUUCUAAAGGUAAACGAAGGUGUUUUAAUACCCUUUAAAUCAAAUAGCGAGAUUGAAAAAGAUGUUAAUAACAAAAAAGAUUUUGUAAUUAAUAAAGAUAAUGAUGAUAACUACGAGGACUGAAAAGCUUUGGUUAAGGAUGGUUUUAUCAGUGCUUCAAAGAUACCGCUAUCGCUAUUUUGUGAAGAUAAAGAAUUUAUUAUGAAUAGUGUUAUUAAACUUGAUGAAGAUGUUUCAGAGUUAAUAGAAGAAGAUGAUCUAUUAAAGACUUUGAACGAAAGGCGUUUAGAAAGAUUAAAGAUUAAAGAAUUAUCCACAGAAUCUUUGAAAAAUAAAGAAGAGACUAUCGAAGAAAAGGAGGAGUCUUUCGAAAAUAGUUUCAAAUAUGAAUUAAAUUACGAAGCUCCUUUUAGAAGUAUAAUUAAAGGAUUACAACGAAAAAGGCGUGGGUAUAAAAAGAAAACAUUUUAUAAUUAUAUGUACAAAGAGAUUGGUAAUUCUAUUUAUGGUCAGGUGUCAAUGGGACUUAGUGGUAAAAAGAGUUUUGACAUAAAGACAAAUACUUAUGUUAGGCGGGAAGGUGGUUUAUUAUCGAACCCAAUAUUAGCUAGUUAUAUAACUGGUUUUACAAGAGCUUUAAUAGGUGAAUGUCUACACAAUAUCCAUUUAUUAGGAGGUAGAGUAAUAUCAGUAACAACUGACGGGUUUAUAGCUGAUGUAAAGGAUUUGGAAAAUAAGCUUUUAGCUAUGAAUAGUGAUAAUUUACAAUGUCUAUAUUUAUAUAAAGAUAUACGUAAAUUACUAACAACUUUUGAAGAGGAUGCUCCAGAUGACAAAGCUUUGGAAAUUAAGAAUAUAGAAACAAAGGGAAUUUUAUCAUGAAAAACUAGAGGUCAGUUCGGGUUUACUAAUGGAGGGAUUUCGGCAGCUACUGGUUUUCAGGCAAGGUUUUAUGAAAAAGAAUUUUUAAUAGAGGAAUUUUCUAAAAAUAUGUUUGAUAAAAAGGUCUUUGAUUUUGAAUUCGUUGAAAGUGGUUUACGUAGUGGAAGUGAUAUUUAUAAGUAUGGCGGUAAUAUGAUUUUCAAAUACAGGGAUAAAAAGUAUAGUAUAGAGUUUGAUAAUAAACGUUGUAUAACAGAAGACGGGAGUGUUAUUAAAGAAGGUGGGAGUGUUACUAUGUUGGAUUCCAUACCUUGAAAAACUGUUGACGAAUAUUCAAAAAUACGACGAUUAAAACAAACUGUUAAUACUCCUGUUUGAGUAGGAAAGAGUUUUCUUAGAACAGCUCCAAAAGUAUAUUUAUCUUAUAUAGAAACAGCGGUUCGAGGUUUUAUAAAGGCUAGUUUAGCUAUUGAAGAAGAAGAUAGAUACGGUAUUCCAAAAGACUUUUUCAAAAAUUAUCAAUCCUUAAUAGAUUUUAUUUAUAAACACGCUCCUACAGCGGAUGUAAAAUUGACUUUGAAUAAUAUAAGUCAUCUAAAAAGGAGAAAAACUGUUUCGAGAGCAGUGCCCCGUACAAAAGAAAACGAGGCAUUUGUGGAUUAUAUACUAAAGACUAUAGGAAGUUUUGAAAAAGAUAGGUUUUUUAGAGAGUAUAGUAGCGAAAUGAUUAAGGAACGUAGAAGUAUUAAGACAAAGAAUAUAUAGUGAAGACUUUUCUUUAUAAUCUGAUAAUCUAAAAAUCAGAUUUUGGAAAUGUCCUCUAGGUAUCAAAACAGUCAUUUAGUGCAUAGGAUAGAAAAAAUCCCCAGAAAUUCGUUAAAAACUUGGGGACUUGGAAAUGUCCCUUUUUGUGUUUGUGUAAUCCUAUGCAUCUACUGGAAGCGGUCGAAAUUAUUUCCAGUACACAACUAGCUGUUAUAGCAGUUAUAUUAAUAGUGGUUAUUUAUUAAUUAUCAUAGAGUUUUAUUAGUUUUUAACUAAUAAAAGUUAGAAAUGAUUAAUAAAUAACAUAUCCAUUGGGCGGGUUUAGGGUGUUUGAUUUAUUUUAACUUAAUCGAACUAAAAGUCUAUUCGAUAGAUGAGGGUAUUUAAAUAAUAAAACGAUGUAUACAAAUAAACCUAUUGUAUGAAGUUAUUAUUAUUAUUUAAAUAAUGGAUACUAUUAAAGUUCGCCAUUUCUGUUAGAUUGCAGCUAUAAUGAAUAAAUAAUAAUAAUUAUUAGUCAAGUUACGAUAAUUUAUAAAAUAUCUUGGAAUUGGUAGAAAAUGUUCGAUUCAUAAAACUAUUAUCUAACGGCUUUGCGGGCCAACCUAGUUUUAGUAACCCAAUAGAUAUUUUAUAAUAGUACCAUCUAACAGAGCAAGUUCACCAAUUGAUUUUAAGUUAAUUACCAGUUAGAAAGAUAUGAUAAGGUUAUAUCUAAUUAGGGUAUUAAUUAAUUAUCGGAGUAUAAUUACGAAGGCUAUGAGAUGUAAGUAGCUGGGUUUAGUAUUACGUUAUUUAUAAGAAUUGAGUUACCUUACUAAUUUGGACUUGUUAAUCGGUGAACAAAAUAUUAAGAAUAAAUUAAAUAAGAAAGCAACAAGAAUAACAAAUACAAACAACGAAAAUAUAAAGUUUCUAAAAGAACUUCUGUAUUUAGAAAAUAAUCUUCUAAAAAUAAAGCAGGUUGAAAUAAAGAAUAUAG